CUGGGUGGUUAUUCGAGUCGAUUCGAUCCGAUUCGAGUCGAUUCGAGUCGAUUCGAGCCGAUUCGAGCCGAUUCGAGUCGAUUCGAGCCGAUUCGAGCCGAUUCGAAUCGAUUCGAAUCGAUUCGAAUCGAUUCGAAUCGAUUCGAAUCGAUGAAAAAUUGGGGUUUUCGCCUUCACAGUUACUUCUGGGUGGUUAUUCGAGUCGAUUCGAUCCGAUUCGAGUCGAUUCGAGUCGAUUCGAGCCGAUUCGAGCCGAUUCGAGUCGAUUCGAGCCGAUUCGAUCCGAUUCGAAUCGAAUCGAUUCGAAUCGAUUCGAAUCGAUUCGAAUCGAUUCGAAUCGAUGAAAAAUUGGGGUUUUCGCCUUCACAGUUACUUCUGGGUGGUUAUUCGAGUCGAUUCGAUCCGAUUCGAGUCGAUUCGAGUCGAUUCGAGCCGAUUCGAGCCGAUUCGAGUCGAUUCGAGCCGAUUCGAUUCGAAUCGAUUCGAGCCGAUUCGAAUCGAUUCGAAUCGAUUCGAAUCGAUGAAAAAUUGGGGUUUUCGCCUUCACAGUUACUUCUGGGUGGUUAUUCGAGUCGAUUCGAUCCGAUUCGAGUCGAUUCGAGUCGAUUCGAGCCGAUUCGAGCCGAUUCGAGUCGAUUCGAGCCGAUUCGAGCCGAUUCGAAUCGAUUCGAAUCGAUUCGAAUCGAUUCGAAUCGAUUCGAAUCGAUGAAAAAUUGGGGUUUUCGCCUUCACAGUUACUUCUGGGUGGUUAUUCGAGUCGAUUCGAUCCGAUUCGAGUCGAUUCGAGUCGAUUCGAGCCGAUUCGAGCCGAUUCGAGUCGAUUCGAGCCGAUUCGAGCCGAUUCGAAUCGAUUCGAAUCGAUUCGAAUCGAUUCGAAUCGAUUCGAAUCGAUGAAAAAUUGGGGUUUUCGCCUUCACAGUUACUUCUGGGUGGUUAUUCGAGUCGAUUCGAUCCGAUUCGAGUCGAUUCGAGUCGAUUCGAGCCGAUUCGAGCCGAUUCGAGUCGAUUCGAGCCGAUUCGAUCCGAUCCGAUUCGAGUCGAUUCGAGUCGAUUCGAGUCGAUUCGAAUCGAUUCGAAUCGAUUCGAAUCGAUUCGAAUCGAUUCGAAUCGAUGAAAAAUUGGGGUUUUCGCCUUCACAGUUACUUCUGGGUGGUUAUUCGAGUCGAUUCGAUCCGAUUCGAGUCGAUUCGAGUCGAUUCGAGCCGAUUCGAGCCGAUUCGAGUCGAUUCGAGCCGAUUCGAGCCGAUUCGAAUCGAUUCGAAUCGAUUCGAAUCGAUUCGAAUCGAUUCGAAUCGAUGAAAAAUUGGGGUUUUCGCCUUCACAGUUACUUCUGGGUGGUUAUUCGAGUCGAUUCGAUCCGAUUCGAGUCGAUUCGAGUCGAUUCGAGCCGAUUCGAGCCGAUUCGAGUCGAUUCGAGCCGAUUCGAGCCGAUUCGAAUCGAUUCGAAUCGAUUCGAAUCGAUUCGAAUCGAUUCGAAUCGAUGA
Molecule: messenger RNA, 1484 nt
Organism: Caenorhabditis angaria
Lineage: Eukaryota; Metazoa; Nematoda; Chromadorea; Rhabditida; Rhabditidae
Source: the annotation of a GenBank genome assembly